AUGACCAUGCAAUCAUCACAAUACACUUCACCAUUCCUACAAUUCAAAUUGUCCAAACCGAGCAAAGUUGAGAAACCUCAACAUCAAAUGAAACAACACAAUUCACAUGUCUUUGUGCACCAAGAACAUGUUGCUCCACAACCAAAAUCUUCCAAUUCAUCCAAUCCACCAAUGAUGAUGCAAAACUAUCAUUAUAUACCACCUAUUUUUGUGAAUAAUUCACCUCCUCCAUCUCAAAUUAGCUCUCAAAUCCUUCCUCCACCACAAGAAGCACUUCAACAUCAAUUCACAAUGUCAUCAUCUCAGCCACAAUAUCAUCAUCAAUUCAUGACACAACCUGAAAAGAAGGUUAAAAAAGCAAAGAGAACUCAAUCACCUCCUGUACCUGCUUCACAACAAGCAACUCAACCUGCCUAUAUUCAUUGGAAAUUCAAUGAAAGUUUCGAUAAUUCUCCUCAACAAUCAACCUCAACAUCUAGUCUCCCUUCUUCUAACAGCACUGUUGGAAAAAGUACAAACUCUAAAAGAUCUAAGAAAGUGAAAUAUGGUUGUCUGGCAUUUUCUCUCUCAGACUGUACUCUUGUAAAUAAUAUAAAUUAUCAAAGACCCCAUCACAAUACUAAUAAUAAUUGGUUACCUUCUUCAAAUAUCCCAAAUUGUAACAUUAUCCAAUCGAGUCAACCAACAUUUCCAAUAGAAUCCAAAGAAUCGAAUAUACCUUCUAAUAAUUCCAACAACCAACUUCAUGGUAUCCUUAAUUAUUCCAACAACAGCGAACAUUCACUUCACAUUGCCAAAAACCAAGAAGCAAACAUGGUCAAGAAUCAAGAAUCGCCAUUGACAACCGUUGAAACUUCUCUCUCUCCAAACCAAGUCUCUCCUAGAGUAAUAAGGACAAACAUCUCAAUAAAAGACAUCCUGAAUUAA
Messenger RNA from Naegleria gruberi, 927 nucleotides. RefSeq lists its product as uncharacterized. The record is from RefSeq and is a predicted model, not a curated record. The transcript has a single exon. NCBI's taxonomy places the organism in Eukaryota, Heterolobosea, Eutetramitea, Acrasida, Naegleriidae. Bases 1 to 927 code for a protein of 308 amino acids.